AGAAGGAAGAAAAGGGCCAAAAGGAAGGGAAAUGGGAACGAGAGAUCGGGAGAGAGAUAGGGAGCUGCUUAUCCCAGUUGCAACAAUCUCUGAAAAUGGAGUCUCCAAAUCCUCCGCCCCUACUGCUGCUCCUACCAUGGCCUCCUCCCAUGGCCGGGAGGCAUUUUUAAAAGUAAUCCGCAGCUGGGCUUCUAAAAAGUUUAUGACAGGAUGUGUCAUACUUCUUCCACUGGCCAUUACAUUCUAUAUUACUUGGGGUUUCGUUCAUUUCGUUGAUGGAUUUUUCUCCCCGGUCUAUAAUCAGCUAGGCAUCAAUGUUUUUGGUCUAGGAUUUGCUACCUCCAUCACUUUUAUCUUUUUAGUAGGCGUUUUCAUGUCAUCAUGGUGGGGAGCUUCAGUUCUUACCCUUGGUGAAUGGUUCAUCAAGAAGAUGCCGCUAGUGAGCUAUAUUUAUGCUGCCUCAAAGCAAAUAAGUGCUGCAAUAUCACCAGAUCAGAAUUCUAAUGCUUUCAAAGAAGUGGCGAUCAUAAGGCACCCCCGAGUGGGCCAAUAUAUGUUUGGAUUUAUUACUUCUACAGUUAUUCUUCAGAAGGGUGUAGGUGAAGAGGAACUAUGCUGUGUUUAUGUUCCCACAAACCAUCUCUAUCUCGGUGAUAUAUUUCUGAUUAGUUCAAGGGAUAUUUUGAGGCCCAAUUUAUCAGUUCGAGAAGGGAUCGAAAUUGUUAUCUCUGGUGGCAUGUCUGUGCCUAAAAUAUUUAACACAGUGGAUCCAUCAGGCAUUCCAGCAACAAGAAUUGUCAAUUUUGAAGCAUCAGUAUGA
Molecule: messenger RNA, 820 nt
Organism: Durio zibethinus
Lineage: Eukaryota; Viridiplantae; Streptophyta; Magnoliopsida; Malvales; Malvaceae
Product: protein LIKE COV 1-like
Cellular component (GO): Golgi apparatus
Source: RefSeq, a predicted model, not a curated record